UCUUGUUUUGGGUCGUCUUCCAGUACCAACGCGUGGGCGUCGGUUUUUCAGAUUCCGAACAACUGAAGUGCUUCACCCAGCGGCAGAGGUUUCUUUAAUCUUCGUGAUCCCAACUCUGAUCCUUCAAAGAUCUUCACGGUUCUCACCAAUAUGUUUAAAAAAUUUUCAUAUGAAGAUGUGUCUUCACAAAACCAAGUGAAAGCAUCUGUGCAGCGAAAAAUUCGGCAAAGCAUUGCUGAGGAGUACCCAGGACUUGAUCCUGUGCUGGAUGAUUUGCUUCCAAAGAAGGCCCCAUUAAUUGUUGUGAAAUGUCAAAACCAUUUAAAUCUGGUUUUAGUUAACAGUGUUCCACUAUUCUUCAAUAUUCGUGAUGGACCGUACAUGCCUACUCUCAGACUCCAUCACCAAUAUCCAAACAUAAUGAAAAAGUUUCAAGUGGAUCGUGGUUUUGCAGAUCCAAACAUAAUGAAAAAGUUUCAAGUGGAUCGUGGUGCGAUAAAAUUCGUCCUUGCUGGUGCAAACAUAAUGUGUCCUGGUCUUACAUCCCCUGGUGGUGAUUUGGAUGAUGAAGUGGAAGCAGAAACUCCUGUUGCAAUAAUGGCUGAAGGAAAACAACAUGCUCUUGCUAUUGGCUUUACUAAAAUGUCAGCUAAAGACAUAAAGGCAAUCAACAAGGGAAUUGGGGUAGACAACAUGCAUUACCUCAACGAUGGUCUAUGGAAGAUGGAACGGCUAGAAUGAGCAACUGCAAUGCCAGCCAUGAAAUAGUUAAAGAGAAACUUGAAGAAGGGUUGUUUACUGUUAUGCUGUUUGUAAGCAGCUGAAAGAAUUGCAUGAUGAAUCUGUCGGUAUUUUCCUUAUGUUUGAUAUAUACUCAUACUGUAGAGAAACCUUUGUUUUCCGUAUCAUUUUAUGUAACUUGGCAAGUUUCCCAGCAAAUAUUGUGGCUGAAUUUUGGAUUGAA
Messenger RNA from Hibiscus syriacus, 964 nucleotides. RefSeq names its product malignant T-cell-amplified sequence 1 homolog. Gene Ontology annotation, molecular function: RNA binding. The record is from RefSeq and is a predicted model, not a curated record. The transcript has 9 exons. NCBI's taxonomy places the organism in Eukaryota, Viridiplantae, Streptophyta, Magnoliopsida, Malvales, Malvaceae. Gene Ontology annotation, biological process: formation of translation preinitiation complex. Bases 151 to 741 code for a protein of 196 amino acids.